UCGGAUGAUAUUGAUGAAGCUGGUAUGGCGAGACUUAUGAAGCACUUUCAAGGGGAGGAGUUGGACGAGAUUGCGAAAUAUCAGUUGGGCGCAUCAGGUGGAGACGGUGAAGACGACGAAGAGAGUCUGGAAGAGGAUCAAUCAUCAAAUAUGCCUUAUACUCCAGGUAAGCAAGCCUCCUUUUCUAUUCCCUUCGCACAGAUUUUCGACUGUGCCAACACGUCACUAGUGACCGCCGUCCUCUGCCUCCAAAAUUGCUUGCAUCAGGCUAAAGAUACUAAUACUCGCCCUAUCAACAGCCCCAUAAGGUCGGCCCCAACCUGCACGGCGUUUUUGGCCGUCACACCGGCAAAGCAGAGAACUAUUCGUACUCUGCUGCCAACAUCAACAAGGGCAUCGUAUGGGACGAGAACACCAUGUUCGAAUACCUUGGUACGUACGCCUACCGCCGGACCAUUUCGCCUAUCGGGCUUUUCGACCAGCGCUAUCACCCCCGAAAAUCCCAAAAAGUACAUCCCGGGCACAAAAAUGGCCUUUGCUGGCUUGAAGAAGGACAAGGACCGCAGUGACCUCAUUGCCUAUCUCAAGGACGCUGUAAGCAUCAUCCUCGUUUGCUUUACGUUGUCAUCCUGCUAA
Molecule: messenger RNA, 636 nt
Organism: Acaulospora colombiana
Lineage: Eukaryota; Fungi; Glomeromycota; Glomeromycetes; Diversisporales; Acaulosporaceae
Source: the annotation of a GenBank genome assembly